Molecule: messenger RNA, 838 nt
Organism: Marmota flaviventris (yellow-bellied marmot)
Lineage: Eukaryota; Metazoa; Chordata; Mammalia; Rodentia; Sciuridae
Gene: Gsx1
Product: GS homeobox 1
Biological process (GO): regulation of DNA-templated transcription
Cellular component (GO): nucleus
Molecular function (GO): DNA-binding transcription factor activity, RNA polymerase II-specific; sequence-specific double-stranded DNA binding
Source: RefSeq, a predicted model, not a curated record
GGGGAGGGCUGGUGGCGGGGCGGCCGCGCGCCGAGGCCAUGCCGCGCUCUUUCCUUGUGGACUCUCUGGUGCUGCGCGAAGCAAGCGAGAAGAAGGCGCCCGAGGGCAGUCCGCCGCCGCUCUUUCCCUACGCGGUUCCCCCGCCGCACGCGCUGCACGGUCUCUCUCCCGGCGCUUGCCACGCGCGCAAGGCCGGGCUGCUGUGCGUAUGCCCGCUCUGCGUCACGGCCUCACAGCUGCACGGGCCCCCCGGGCCGCCCGCGCUGCCGCUGCUCAAAGCAUCCUUCCCGCCCUUCGGCUCUCAGUACUGCCACGCGCCCCUUGGCCGCCAGCACUCGGCCGUGUCGCCCGGGGUCGCUCACAGUCCGGCCGCCGCUGCAGCAGCAGCCGCGCUCUACCAGACUUCCUACCCGCUGCCGGAUCCCCGGCAGUUCCACUGCAUCUCCGUGGACAGCAGCUCGAACCAGCUGCCCAGCAGCAAGAGGAUGCGGACCGCGUUCACCAGUACGCAGCUGCUGGAGCUGGAGCGCGAAUUCGCCUCCAAUAUGUACCUGUCCCGCCUUCGCCGCAUCGAGAUCGCAACCUACCUGAAUCUGUCCGAGAAGCAGGUGAAGAUCUGGUUUCAGAACCGCCGGGUGAAGCACAAGAAGGAGGGCAAGGGCAGCAACCACCGCGGCAGCGCCGGCGGUGCGGCUGCGGGUGCCGGCGGGGGCGCACCGCAAGGCUGCAAGUGCGCGUCGCUCUCCUCAGCCAAGUGCUCAGAGGAUGACGACGAAUUGCCCAUGUCUCCGUCCUCCUCUGGGAAGGACGACCGGGAUCUUACGGUCACUCCUUAGGC